Molecule: messenger RNA, 2835 nt
Organism: Salvia miltiorrhiza (redroot sage)
Lineage: Eukaryota; Viridiplantae; Streptophyta; Magnoliopsida; Lamiales; Lamiaceae
Product: transcription factor GAMYB-like
Exons: 5
Coding region: 944-2596 (550 amino acids)
Source: RefSeq, a predicted model, not a curated record
ACCCCAGCUCUCACUUUCUCCCUCUUAUAAAUUGCAGAAUUUUAGGCUUUCAGCUUACUGGCUUUGAUUUCCUCUCUCUCUCUCUCUCACACACCACACACACUCACCAUGAGAGAGAAAGUGGUAAGCAUUGAAGGAUAGAGCUCAAUCAACACAUAAUAAAAACAAAUCAAACAUGCAUAUGGCUACAAAUAAAUGAAGGGCCAGAAUAGGAGUUGUGUGUUUAUGAGUAUUUUUUUGCCAUUCUCCUGCAAUCAAUUUCAAUUGAGGUGUUUUUCACCCCUCAAACCUCUCCUCUAUUUUACCUCUUCUUCUGCCAGCUAACUCUCCCUCUCUCUCCAUACUGCGAUUUCCUUUUUCUUUGAUUUCUUUGAUUAACUUUUUUUUUUUUUUUUCUUUCAAAUUUUCAUAUCCUAUCAUCUUAUUCUUCUCUCUUCCAAUCUAUGAUUUCACUCGCGCACACUUUCUUUCUUUCUCUCUCUUUUGAUGAACAAGUGGAUCUGGUGUCAUUUUCAUCAAUUCUUGACUAGGGUUUCCUGGGAUUCUUAAAUCUUUUUUAUUUCUGUUUCCUAUUGUCAUGAUUCCGAUUUUGUCCGACCUUCAACCAAAGUUUCAGCUGCUAUUCGUCAUAAUUUGAGUUUGCGGGCAUUGUGUCCAUUUCUUUUGCCUAUUCUAAUAUAAAGAAAGGUCUUUUCCCAGAAACAUAUAUAUAAAAAAUUGAGUCUUGGAUACUAAGCCUGGAUUUUCAUUUUGAAAGAAUUAAUCUGGAGAGGAUUCUGGAUCAAGGAUCUCUUCGAACGUGAUUGGCCUCUCAGAGAAAGAAAUUUUUUCCAUUGGAGAAUCGACCCUAUUGACGUGACGAGACUUGUCCAAUCACGUAUUCAACGUGUGUUAUGCCUGUUAUCUCUAAUAACGUGCGGCUGCUUUAUGGUUUAUAUGGGAGAUGAGAAUGUCGAGCGAAAGUGAUGAGAGGACGAAGCCCAACAGUGGCGUAGAUUCCCCAUCUGUUGAUGAUGGUAUUGAAGGAAAUGUCGGAGGGAAUGGCCCGCUUAAAAAAGGUCCUUGGACUUCUGCUGAGGAUGCAAUUUUAGUUGAAUAUGUUACAAAACACGGAGAGGGGAACUGGAAUGCAGUACAGAAACACUCGGGGCUUGCCCGCUGUGGAAAAAGUUGUCGUUUGAGGUGGGCGAAUCACCUCAGACCAGAUCUUAAGAAAGGUGCAUUUACGCCUGAGGAGGAGCGUCGCAUAAUUGAACUCCAUGCCAAGAUGGGAAACAAAUGGGCUCGAAUGGCUGCUGAGUUGCCUGGCCGCACGGAUAAUGAGAUUAAGAAUUACUGGAACACCAGAAUCAAAAGAAGACAACGUGCUGGCUUACCAAUAUAUCCAGCUGAUAUCUGUUUGCAGUCAUUGAAUGAUAACCUGCAAAGUGAUGAUAUGAGUAAUUUGUCUUCUAGUAAUGUGCACCAUCCAGAACUCAUGCCAAUUAACAACUUUGACAUUCCGGCUGUGGAAUUUAAGAAUAUGGAACUCAAUCACCAUAUAUACACACCAGCUCUUCUGGAUUUUCCUGCUAGUAACUUGCUUGAUAUUCCCGCGAGUAGCCUGCUUACGCAGAGUUUAAAUUCUUCGUACCAUAACAAGUCCUUGCUCCCAACAGUUCAUCCAUCCAAGCGUCUUCGUGGGUCAGAACCAAUGUUCCCUGGCUUAAAUGCUCCUAUUUGUAAUGUUUUCCCAGGUGGGAAUCAAUACCAUAUUGAUAGUUCUAUGCAAAUUGGUAAAUCUUCGGUGUUCUCUGCAUAUGAUCAGAAUCCUGCAGCUGAUCAUGCAAGAACUUCGAGUUUACCUAAUGGCAGCCAUGCCAUCUCAAAUGGCAACUCUUCUUCUGAGCCUUCUUGGGCAAUGAAGCUGGAGCUCCCUUCACUCCAAACUCAGAUGGGUACUUGGGGCUCACCCUCACCCUCUUCCCCGUUGCCUUUCUUCGAGUCCGUUGAUAUUUUAAUCCAAACGCCUCCAAAUGAGCACAUGAACUCUUGUAAUCUUUCACCCCAGAAUAGCGGUCUAUUGGAUGCAGUUCUCUAUGAAUCAGAAACUAUGAGAAACUCAAAGAGCAACGGUGGUGUUCAGCAGACCCCACAUGCUUCCACUGUGGCAGUCAAUACGAUGGAUGACUCAGCACAAGCUCUCCACGAGACGGAAUGGAGAGCAUAUGAAGAACAACUCUCUCCUUUAGGUCAUUCUUCCUCAUCGGUGUUCAGUGAGAGCACCCCCAUCAGUGGGAACUCCUUGGAUGAGCCCUUCCCUACGGGGACCUUGCCAGUUAAGGACGAAGCAAUAAACGGGGGCCUAGUGCCAUACGAUAAUAACAUUGAGAUGAGAAACCAGAUGAUCUUUUCCAGACCGGAUUUGUUGCUCGCCUCGAACUGCUUCAGCCCACUUAAACACCCAACUAAGGAACACACUCUAAAAGAUGCAAUCGGGACGAUUCUUGGUGGUGAUUUGAGCAGAGACUGCAAAAAAGUCGACGCAGUGGCCACUCCAUCAGCUCAAGGCCAUGAUCACGAUUCCGGUGCUUGGAACGCCAUGCCUACGGUCUAGUCACUUAUUUGCAUUUGAGAAAUGCAGAUUUUCAACUGCCUCUGGACAUGUUUUCUGUUUUCUAUUGCUACUUGUCGCAUGAAUCAAGAAGUUCUGGCCUCAAUAUUGGGGCAGAAAUAUCUUAUUUUUCAGGAUCAAUUAUGUGAUGUUUUGGUCAUGAUGUCUAGCAGGCAACAUUGUAACAACUUGUGCACAUUUGUAUGUGUUUUAUGAGAGCUGUACGAGAAUGUUUCAACGAA